ACUGCUACCAAUCAAUUUAGAAUAGGCUAUAUCGCAGGCACCGACGGAAAAAAUGUAAACAUUAGCUACUUUCAUUGCUGAUUCAAAAAAUGGCUACUGCAAAGUUUGUCAGUAUUCCCGACGCAGACAUUGACCCUAAUGGUGUGUUUAAGUACGUGCUUAUUCGAGUACACAGUACAGAAGAUGACAGCAGUAAAGAUAUCGUACGAGGCUACGCAUGGGCUGAAUACCACGCGGACAUAUAUGACAAAGUGUCAGGAGAAUUAGAAAGAGCAGGCAGUGUAGACUGUGAGUGUCUUGGUGGAGGCAGAAUCAAGCAUGACAGCCAGGCCAAGAAAAUUCAUGUUUAUGGAUAUUCAAUGGGUUUUGGCAGAGCAAACCACUCUGUCUCCACAGAGAAGCUGCAGGCACGUUACCCAGACUAUGAGGUUACCUGGGCAGAUGAAGGCUAUUGAUGGAUACACUCCUAUGUGGCCAGUAUUCGUCAAGACUCUGGCUCUUCUUUGACCUCCAGUACAGAUCAGAUUUGAAUGCCAUGGUUGGAGGACAGAGCAUUUGUUUUGGUAUUGCCUAUAUAGCAAAUCCAGAGGAACAAGUGGAACUUCAACCAAUUGACAUUUCUGUUUUUGGAAUAAUAUCAGCUAUCUAGUGCAUCACCCGUUUACUUUGUAUGUGUUUAUGCUUAAUAUCUGCAUUCUGGACUUGAACAUUUUAUAUAACUUGGCCCGUGUUAAACACCCUAAUUAGUUCAGUCAGAAAAUGCAAGGUUGUCACUGAACCUCCUGAAGAUUGUGUCUGGGUACCACUCAGCUAAAAAUCUAAUGUUUUUCAUCUCAUGUAGUAAGUGCGAUUUGAUGCAUAAGAAGACUAGGUAUUUGCAGGUAAACUGAUUCGUAACCCCAGGUUAAGUAUUAAAAUGUAUACUUAAUCAGGUGAACAAUGUUAAAGGAAACUUGAAAAAUAAAUCAUUGGUAUGGAA
Molecule: messenger RNA, 979 nt
Organism: Alosa alosa (allis shad)
Lineage: Eukaryota; Metazoa; Chordata; Actinopteri; Clupeiformes; Clupeidae
Gene: phpt1
Product: phosphohistidine phosphatase 1
Exons: 3
Coding region: 90-455 (121 amino acids)
Biological process (GO): peptidyl-histidine dephosphorylation
Cellular component (GO): cytosol
Molecular function (GO): protein histidine phosphatase activity
Source: RefSeq, a predicted model, not a curated record